AACUCAUCCCCAAAAGCAAACCCACUACCGUACGAGGUGAACACUUUUCUUCCCCUCAACAUCACUUUCAUUCAUAGAGUUUUCGCUAGGGUUUCUUCCCGCCAUGAAAGAGAACCUCGAUAUGUCCGAUCUCUCCGCCUCCUUACCGGCCGCCGCCGCAGCUCUUAGUGCUGAGGAUCGUGCCGGACUCGUAAACGCCCUAAAGGAUAAGCUUCAGAAUCUGGCUGGACAACACUCAGAUGUUCUCGAGAAUUUGUCUCCAGCUGUUAGAAAGAGAGUUGAGGUUCUUAGAGACAUUCAGAGCGAGCAUGAUGAGCUAGAGGCAAAGUUUUUUGAAGAGAGAGCGGCGCUGGAACUGAAAUACCAGAAACUGUAUGCACCACUAUAUGCAAAGAGAUAUGAUAUAGUUAAUGGUGUUGUUGAAGUUGAUGGAUUAAAGGAUGAAGCUGCAACUGACAAGGCAGAAGACAAGGGUGUGCCUGAUUUUUGGCUUACUGCAAUGAAGACCAAUGAAAUAUUGGCCGAGGAGAUUUCAGAACGCGAUGAAGAUGCUCUGAAAUAUCUAAAGGACAUUAAGUGGUGCAGGAUAGACGACCCCAAGGGUUUCAAGCUCGAAUUCUUUUUCGAUACGAAUCCGUAUUUUAAAAAUUCAAUGUUGACCAAAGUAUAUCAUAUGAUUGAUGAGGAUGAGCCUAUUUUAGAAAAGGCAAUAGGGACAGAUAUUGAAUGGCUACCAGGGAAAUGCUUGACACAAAAGAUAUUAAAGAAGAAGCCAAAGAAGGGGUCAAAAAAUGCUAAACCUAUCACUAAGACCGAAAAAUGUGACAGUUUCUUCAACUUUUUUAGUCCUCCACAAUUGCCUGAUGACGAGGAUGAUAUUGAUGAAGAAGAGGCUGAAGAACUUCAGAAUCUAAUGGAACAAGACUAUGAUAUCGGUUCAACGAUACGGGACAAGAUUAUACCCCAUGCUGUUUCGUGGUUUACUGGUGAGGCGGCCCAGGAGGAUGAGUUUGAGGGCAUAGAAGAAGAUGACGACGAGGAUGAUGAUGAAGAUGACGAUGAGGAUGAAAUUGAUGAUGAUGAAGACGGAGAUGACGAGGAUGAUGAAGAUGAAGAUGAAGAGGAGAGCAAGAGUAAGAGAAAAACAAAGAAGGGUAGCGUCUCAAAUGCAGGUGCGACAGAACAGGCUGAACAACCUCCUGAAUGCAAGCAACAGUAGGUUUGAAGGGCUGCAAAUGGUGUGAUCUGCUUUUAUUGAGAGUUUGAAAUUGUUGGUUUCAGAAUUUUGGCCUAUUUAUCUGUCAAAAUGUUUAGUUUUUAUGUUAGGUUACAUUCUUAAUUUGUGGAAAAGGGAACAAUUUAUUAAGUAUGUAUGUUUUGGCUCAUCUUUAUUGGGCAUGUUUGCUAUUGGUGGGAUUUAUUGGGCAUGUUUCAGAAACUGGUGUACCUAUUUUGUUAUAUUUGUUGA
Helianthus annuus (common sunflower) is the source of this 1468-nucleotide messenger RNA. RefSeq names its product nucleosome assembly protein 1;4. The coding region runs from base 104 to 1219 and encodes 371 amino acids. Gene Ontology annotation, cellular component: nucleus; chromatin. Gene Ontology annotation, molecular function: chromatin binding; histone binding. The transcript has 11 exons. The record is from RefSeq and is a predicted model, not a curated record. Lineage: Eukaryota; Viridiplantae; Streptophyta; Magnoliopsida; Asterales; Asteraceae. Gene Ontology annotation, biological process: nucleosome assembly.